Notothenia coriiceps (black rockcod) is the source of this 2100-nucleotide messenger RNA. RefSeq names its product tripartite motif-containing protein 16-like. The record is from RefSeq and is a predicted model, not a curated record. The annotation marks the transcript as partial. The transcript has a single exon. Gene Ontology annotation, molecular function: protein binding. Lineage: Eukaryota; Metazoa; Chordata; Actinopteri; Perciformes; Nototheniidae.
CGAGUGAAAGAGCUUCAGGCGAAGCUGGAGCCGGAGAUCAAUGAUCUGAAGAGGAGAGACGCUGAGCUGGAGCAGCUGUCACUCACAGAGGAUCACAACCAGUUCCUGCACAGCUACUCUUCACUGCCAGCCCUCAGUGUAACCAAUCACUCACCCAGCAGCAACACCCGUCCUCUCAGAUACUUUGAGGAUGUGACAGAGGAUUUAUCAGGGGUCAGAGACAAACUACAGAAGGUCCUGAGGGUCAAGUGGACCAACAUCUCGCUAACUGAAGUCAGAGUGUUACGGCCACAACCAGAGCCCGACACCAGAGCUGGAUUCUUAAAAUAUGCAAGAGAAAUCACUCUGGAUCCAAACACAGCAUACAAACAGCUGCAUUUAUCUAAGGAAGACAGAGCAGCAGCAUUCAAGAGUUAUUCACACUAUGAUAAUAGUCACUCAGACAGAUUCACUGAGACUAGGCAGGUCCUGAGCAGAGAGAGUCUGACUGGACGUUGUUACUGGGAGGUGGAGUGGAUAGGAGAAGGAUGCAGUGUAGCUGUCGCAUACAAGAGCAUCAGCAGAGCUGGGUGGUCAGGUAGAUUUGGAGAAAACGACCAAUCUUGGAAAUUAGAUUGUUUCUACAACGAAUAUAAAUUUGUGUACAAUAGUGUCAUCACUCCAAUCUCAGGUCCUUGGUCCUCCAGAAUGGGAGUGUACCUGGAUCACACUGCAGGUAUUCUGUGCUACUACAGCAUCAUCGAUGAAACCAUGACCCUCCUUCACAGAGUCCAGACCGUGUUCACUCAGCCGCUGUAUGCUGGAAUUGGGUUCAAUGAGGGUUGGAGAAACAUUGCUGAGGUAUGCAAACUCAAAUAGACAGAAGUGAAAAAGUGGUUGCCGAAAUGUUUCCUUACCGGAGCCUUUUUCUUUCAUGGAGAAGUCAUAAGUGACAUAUUUGAUGUAUUUUUACGAUAAUAACGAUCAAUGCAUAACACUAACAGUGAAACUGUUCAACUUAAACAAAUAGUGACUGCUAUAUAACUGCAGGAGGUUUGUGUAAAACGAGCAAUUUAAAUACAUUUGAAUCAGAUAACCGUCUGUAAGUAUUGAAUCAGAUGAGUUUUUCCUCUCAUUAUUCUUCCUCCCAGCCUCCUUACAGUGCAGACGCGUUUCUGCUUGCUCUUGCCUCUGCUUACUUUUUUAUGCUGAUUUUCCUAUUUUUCUUUUCUGAAAACUUUGAGCAGCGGCUCCUGGACAUUAACUUAUCACUGGGACAGUUAUUCUUCGUAAAUAGACGGAGGGUUUCAGCCAUAUUUCAAUAUUUUUACGACGACCUCAGUCUUACUGUAGCGUGGCCUAGCAACAGCUAAAGCCUGGUAGGCUACUGCAUGCUAUUUAGCUUAAGCUAGUUGGCAGCAAAAUGCCUCCGUUCUCUACAGAUGACUUCCACAAACUUCUAGAUGGCCGUGUUGGAAAUGAAAAUGCAACGGUUGGAAGUUAACGUGGAAGUGAAUGGACUAUGUGGGAAUGACACCACUUUACCAGUGCAAAAGAAUGGAAAAGGGCAUGCUAACUUAGAGCUAGCUAGCAGCUACAAGGAUUCCAAGGAACAGGAGGGCUGUGUACCGGGUAAUAAAUCUACAAAUGGUAGUCCUCCCUCAAACUCUCUGGGUGCAUGGCCUAAGAGUAAAUCAUUUCCAUGGGAUUUGGGAGGACGAAUAACAGGCAGAGCCCAGCGCUCUGAAAUCUGUGAUGCGACUGGCUGGCCUGCAUUGUUAUCACCCAGGAAGAGCGCCUCUUCAACCCCUGUUCAUACUAGGAAACAGCCGUGGACAGCUGCUAAAGGGAGAACUAAAAACAAUUCUCCUAAACCACAGAGUGUUCCAAUCCGGAACAAAUAGGCUCCACUGACACAGAACCGGAGAUCUCUUUCUGAUGACCUGGAUAAUCUGUCCUCUUUACACAGCAGGGUAAGGACUAGGGGUGUCACGGUGUGAAAUUUUCGGCUCACGGUUAUUGUGACCAAAAUUACCACGGUUUACGAUAUUAUCUCGGUAAUUUUUUUUUUUUUUAGUGUUAACAUUAAGGUGAACAUUAAGGUAAGUUUAGGUUAUUAGG